Messenger RNA from Coniosporium apollinis CBS 100218, 417 nucleotides. RefSeq lists its product as uncharacterized. NCBI's taxonomy places the organism in Eukaryota, Fungi, Ascomycota, Dothideomycetes. Gene Ontology annotation, molecular function: carbon-sulfur lyase activity. The record is from RefSeq and is a predicted model, not a curated record. The transcript is spliced from 2 exons. The coding region runs from base 1 to 417 and encodes 138 amino acids.
AUGCCAACAGGAAGCUGUCUCUGCGGAAAUGUCACGUACUCGUAUAUCGGGUUGCCAUACAGAACACUUGUCUGCCACUGCAUGCACGAUCGCAAAGUCAGCGGGAGCGCCUUCACUACCGACCACGUCGUCCUCGAGAACGCCUUUACGCUGGUAACGGGUGUGCCGAAGAUAGUGUUGCGGACGGGUAUUAGCGGAAUGAACUCGAGACUUCAUUCCUGCCCCAAUUGCAAUAUUACGCUUUUUGAGAUGGCGGAGUUAUGGCCUGGCCGGGUGAUCAUCAAGGCGGGGACACUAGAUGAUAAAGAGGUGAUGGAUGCUGUAAAGCCCGAGAUGGAGCUUUUCAUCAGCCGCAAGGCUGCGUGGUUGCCGAAGUUGGCUGAGAAUCAGUUUGAAACUCAACCACUUGAAUUGUGA